Messenger RNA from Trichoplax adhaerens, 939 nucleotides. RefSeq lists its product as uncharacterized. Lineage: Eukaryota; Metazoa; Placozoa; Uniplacotomia; Trichoplacea; Trichoplacidae. The transcript has 13 exons. Gene Ontology annotation, biological process: mitochondrial transmembrane transport; monoatomic ion transport. Gene Ontology annotation, molecular function: monoatomic ion transmembrane transporter activity. Bases 1 to 939 code for a protein of 312 amino acids. Gene Ontology annotation, cellular component: mitochondrial inner membrane. The record is from RefSeq and is a predicted model, not a curated record.
AUGGACAAAACUGCUUAUCCUCCAUUUACUCUCGGUAAAAGUAGAUUUGAUCAGUCGACAUUUUUAGGUAGACUGCGCCAUUUCUUAGAUGUAACCGAUCCAAGAACAUUAUUCGUGAGUGAGAAGCAACUUCAGGACUCUAUUAAACUAUUAAAUGAAUACAAGAUAGGCAAGCUUCCUGAUGGGGUUACAAAUGAGCAACUAUGGAAGGCUCAAAAAAUUAAACAGGCUAUAAUUCACCCAGAUACCAAUGAAAAAAUAUUCAUGCCAUUUAGAAUGUCGGGAUUUGUCCCAUUUGGUACUCCGAUUGUAGUCGGAUUAUUACUUCCAAAUCCCAGUAUGAAAUCAAUCAUUUUUUGGCAGUGGUUAAAUCAAAGUCAUAAUGCUUGCGUUAAUUAUGCAAAUCGUAACGCUAGUAAACCAACUCCAACAAGUGAAUUUGUUGCCGGUUAUUUUGCAGCAAUUACGAGUGCGAUAACCAUAGCGCUCGGUUUAACGGCAGUAAUUAAAAGAGCUGAUCGUUUUAGUCCUGCUACUCGCAAUGCUAUCCAGCGUUUUGUGCCAUUCCCAGCUGUGGCAUCUGCUAGCGUUUGCAAUGUUCUAUUCAUGAGAAGAAAUGAAUUAUCUCGUGGAAUUGAAGUAGUAGAUAAAGAUGGCAAUACAGUUGGAACUUCCAAAAUUGCUGCUAAAAAGGCUUUAGUUGAAAUGGCCUGCACACGUGCGUUCUUGCCUGCUCCUAUUUUAUUACUACCUACAAUUGCAAUGCAACUUAUGGAGAAAACCAGAUUUUUAAAGGCCAAUCCACGUUUUCAUUUGCCCCUGAAUGCAAUCUUUUGCACCAUAUCGUUUGGACUAGCUUUACCGCUAGCCAUUAGCCUAUUUCCUCAAAUGUCUUCGGUAAGGAUAGCAUUUCCGACAUGUAUUUCAAUAGGUCCUUAA